GUCUGCUGCCAUUCGGACGUGUGCUACCGAUCGAGCGUUAACAUUGGACGAAAAUGGCGUGUUUAAAUAACUUAAUAACGUCUUUUUAGAAUUAAUAACGAUGUAUUUAAUUCAUUUGUACGUUGUGUUAAUCUUUAUCUGUGUCCUAGUUUCUAAUAUUCAAUCGUUUACCAUUGAAGACGAUGAUUCGAUCAACGUAACAGCAAGCUUCGAUUUGUCUCCUCAACAGUUAUCGAUAGAUGCAGUGGCCGAACAUUCGUUUACUUUAACAUGGAAACCACCUUUGUUGAUUGCGAAUCAAAGCGGAGAUCUCGUUGCUUAUUCGCUUACAUACAACGUACGUGACAAACAGGAUAAAGAAAUGAAUCUCUUAUUACCUCCGAAUGCAAGUCAUAUGAUGGUGACUGAAUUGACUGAAGGUACGAAUUAUAGGAUCGUCUUAGCUGCUGUUUAUGAUACUAAAGAAAGAGUUGCUGCUCCUGAAAUUUAUGUCACCACUCUCUUCCCCGUUGAAGAUCUCAUUGUGGGCGAUGAUAUAUACCCGGAUGGAAAAUUUGAGUGCAAUUGCAGCGAAACCGGUACGUUGGCGUGUACAAGAUCCCCCCACAACAUGAAAUGCGCUUGUUACAACGGGUACGAAGGUAAAUGGUGCGAUAUGUGCUCUCAAGGAUACUUCAAAGUGGGCGAGGAAUGCAAGCCGUGCCCUUGCACCAACAUCACUUCGGCGGGGGAAUGUAUUUUAGCGAAUGGACACGUUACCUGCACAUCUUGUCUUCCGGGUCACACCGGUCUUCUCUGUACAAACUGUACCCCAGGAUACACAUGGAGAGACGAUAAAUGUGUAACUAUCGAUAACCAAUGUGACACUUGCCCCGAUCCCGGAGCGACGGCAUCCCUUCUACAUAGCAAAUUAACAGAUCAGAGUCUAAACGAUGGUACUAUCCCUUUGGUAGCUGUGGUGGUAACGCUAGCAGUCCUCUUAGUAGUGGCGGCAUCUGCUACUUGUUAUCGUUAUUGGUCACAGAGAAGAACCAGACUUCGACUACCUUUCUGGAGCAUCGAACUAAGAGAAGAUAAAAUGAAUCUAAGCUCCGGUUGCCAUUACCAACAACUGGAUGCUGCCACCAGCCGUGUUGUUCAAGCUCAGUGUGAUGACAUGGAAGGGGACAAUAAUUCACCUUCCGCUUAUCGUCCCUUAAAUGCGUGAUCGACUCUCUUUACACGUACUUAAAUUAAUAAAAUCGGAAUACAUUUCAUCUCGUAAACCAAGCUGCGAGAACGAAUUUCAGUAGCAUGGACCAUUCAUCGAUUAAACAAAAAAAAAUAAAUAAAUAAAAGCCUAACUUUCUCUCCCAUAUCAUCAUACCAUUUCGCGGAUUUUCAUUUCUGAUUUGCUUUUAAGCUACUUUUUUAAUUAUUUUUUUUUUAUAAAAUUGGUGUAUGUUGUGAGAAUUCUCUUCUUUAUUUUAUACAUGAUGAACUGCAAAAGAAAUAUAAUAAUUUCGACGACGAAUAAAGGAGAUAUAUUUUAAAAAAAAGAAAAAAAUUCUAUGAACAUAAGCGGUUCUCGGCAAUAUGCGUAAGAUACGACGGUUUAAAAUUUAAACGAAAACGAUUGGUUAAAAUAUGUUCGUUUUAACGACGAUUGGUUCAAGAGAUAAAAAUAAGCAAAAGUGGGCGCGUCUCGUCCCGUAUUCGCUCUUCAAUCAAAAUUAAACAUAUUUUUAAUCAAAAUUUAUCCCAUUAUAUCGCCGAGAACUGCCUAUAUUCAUUUAUACUGUAUUUUUAUUUGGUUGGUCUCCUUUAUCAUCGGGUAUUUUAUUUAUAGUUCACCAUGUAUAUAUAGCAUACAGAAUUCGAAUUAGUGACAAGUUUAUAGUCGGUGGCACCCCCGUUUGAAUUUUUUUAGCAUGGAUAAAAACAAGAAAAAACAAUAUAAAAAAAAAGAAAAGAAGAAGAAUGGAGGUCGAUUUAUAUGUCUUUUGUUAUAGAAUUUAUACAGAGCAUCUAAACAAAUCUGUCGAUUGUAAAUGUCUUAUCAAAUGUUGUCUGGGAACGAUUUCUUUUAUAGUUUUUCCUCUGCUAUAUUCUGUCAUGUGUCGUUCAAUUCACUUUUACUUCUGUAUGGCAUUAUUCAUACAUAUACAGUCGAUGUCAUACACAUAUCUCGUUGGAAUAAAUCGAAAUAAAAAAAAAAAAGAGGAAGAAACAAGAAAAGAAGGAUCUCAAACAUUUUUAAGUCCAGAAAACAAGAAAAAAAAAACACCUGAUUUUAUAUUUCUUUCCUCUUACU
Centruroides sculpturatus (bark scorpion) is the source of this 2293-nucleotide messenger RNA. RefSeq lists its product as uncharacterized. The record is from RefSeq and is a predicted model, not a curated record. The coding region runs from base 101 to 1207 and encodes 368 amino acids. Lineage: Eukaryota; Metazoa; Arthropoda; Arachnida; Scorpiones; Buthidae. The transcript is spliced from 6 exons. Gene Ontology annotation, molecular function: protein binding.